Molecule: messenger RNA, 1239 nt
Organism: Verruconis gallopava
Lineage: Eukaryota; Fungi; Ascomycota; Dothideomycetes; Venturiales; Sympoventuriaceae
Exons: 4
Coding region: 363-887 (174 amino acids)
Source: RefSeq, a predicted model, not a curated record
CCGUGAAUGGACCCUGCUCGGCAGCCACGACUCGAUGCUUUGACUCAACAUCUUCGUCCCACGUUCGCCAGCGCCGUGCUGCUGCAAGUCCUCACUCCCAACACCGUCUUCGUCCGACUUGUCGUCUUGCUUCACCACUGCCGCAUUGCCCUUGAAAUCCCACUUUUGCUCCUCUCGGGACCAGCACCACGCGUCGGAUCGAGUAUUCUUCACUGCGGGCUCGAGCUAGCAUCGUGUGAUCGUCAUCGCCCUCGUUAUCAAGCCUCACUCCCGCAUCUCCCCGCCGGAUCACGGAGCAGCACCCAACACACCUCGCACUCGCACCACGCCCGUCGCAUUAAACCAGCACAUCCACGUCCAUCAUGCCGUCGCAGCCUGGUAGCUCUGCGAUUGCGAUCCCGAAGCGCAAGAGAAAGCAGCACUUCCGCAACGAUUCGCACGGAGAACGCCCGGAGCCGCAGGCGGCUGAAUCACCCGCCAUUAGCGAGUCUAUGAUGAGCAGCAGCAGCGCUCGCAGCUCAUAUGAUUGCGGAGCCACGAGCCCAAGGAGCUUGGGCAAAAGCCCUGUGGGUACUGGCUCUUCGGCCGUGGCCGCUACAGUGCCGAGUCCGGUGUCGCUCACUCAGACGGAUAGAGCGAGGCGGAGGACGAGCAGCUUCUUGAGCGAGUCCCUUGCAAAGUCGGAAUAUACGAUUGUCGACAUCGGCUCUGAGGACAGUCCAAGAUUGAUCACAUGCAUCAAAACGUCCCAAGGCUUUGAUUGGAACCAAGAGCUCUUCCUCCCUUCCUAUCUCGACCACGAGUUCGAGCCUCUCGAGCGCCGACAAGAGCCCGUGAAGGACAUCGUUCUCACUGACGAGGAGGCUGCUGCAUUCCUUCCCCAGUGAGCAAUCGCUACUCGGUCAUAAAUCGGAUCGGAAAACGAGUGCUGCGACCCACUUGACUGGAUAUAUUGGACGAUGAGAGGAUCUUCUUUCUCUCACAACUGGCGUUUAGAUGUGAACGGAUUUAUUUUUAAACGAAAGGCAUGGCUUCUCAUAGAUAUAUCCCGCUUGCAACAGGCAAUGCAUGCCCACGAGGAAGAAUGGCGUUGUUAUUUUUCUCGGAACAGUUUUGUGCUUAUAGUGCUUUUUCUUGAGUUGUCCACGUAGAGACUUGAUUUAGGCUCUUGAGAUGUAAUAUCCUUCGCGCUUUAGCAUCCUUACCAUAUCUCAAUCGAAAUGUAAUAAGACGCUGAAA